Messenger RNA from Penicillium arizonense, 954 nucleotides. RefSeq lists its product as uncharacterized. The record is from RefSeq and is a predicted model, not a curated record. Lineage: Eukaryota; Fungi; Ascomycota; Eurotiomycetes; Eurotiales; Aspergillaceae. Gene Ontology annotation, cellular component: cytoplasm. The transcript has 2 exons. The coding region runs from base 1 to 954 and encodes 317 amino acids.
AUGGGCUUAAGUGCAUUUUACGGCAAACCCAAGCCUGACAACGAAAGACUUGCUCUAUUGGAUGCGGCGUACGAGCUUGGGGAGACUUUCUGGGAUACUGCCGAUAUUUAUGGCGACAGUGAAGAGCUUCUUGGGAUUUGGUUCAAGGCAAAUCCUGAAAAGCGUGACAAUAUAUUCCUCGCAACAAAAUUUGCCAACAAAGUCUCUGGAAACGGCUCGAUCGCCGUUGAUUCCUCCCCCGAAUAUGUCAUCCAGGCCUGCUCGAAAUCACUUUCUCGCCUUGGAGUGCCGUCCAUUGACCUGUAUUACUGUCACCGUUUGGACGGAAAGACACCGAUCGAAAAGACAGUGGAGGCCCUGGCUCAGCUUCAGAAGGAAGGCAAAAUCAAAUAUCUUGGUUUGAGUGAAUGCAGCGCGGAGUCCCUUCGACGAGCUCACAAAGUCCACCCCAUUGCUGCAGUUCAGAUGGAAUAUUCGCCCUUUGCGCUGGAAGUUGAAAGUCCCCAGUAUAAUUUGCUGAAAACAGCUCGCGAGCUUGGCGUUGCGUUAGUAGCGUAUGCUCCCCUAGGUCGUGGGUUCUUGAGCGGAACAAUUACGUCGCCGAAUGGGUUUGACGAUGGCGACUUCCGGAAGUAUGCGCCUCGAUUCAGCGCAGAAAACUUCAACAAGAACUUGACCCUGGUGGAACUGAUCAAAACACUCGCAGAGGAAAAAAAAGUGACUCCAUCUCAGCUGACAUUGGCUUGGUUGUCGGCGCAGGGUGGUGAUGUAUUCCCUAUCCCAGGGACCACGAAUGUCGACAGGCUCAAGGAAAAUUUGAAAAGUUUGGAAAUCAAACUUACGCCUGAAGAGGAGAACCGAAUGCGGGUUGCCUGUAUGGAAGUAGAAGUGGCCGGUGGUAGAUAUCCGGAAGGUCAUUCCGCAGCUUUGUUCGCGGAUACACCUGCCUUGUGA